Megalops cyprinoides (Indo-Pacific tarpon) is the source of this 8065-nucleotide messenger RNA. It is a transcript of the gene disp2, whose product is annotated as dispatched homolog 2 (Drosophila). Lineage: Eukaryota; Metazoa; Chordata; Actinopteri; Elopiformes; Megalopidae. The transcript has 8 exons. The coding region runs from base 227 to 4711 and encodes 1494 amino acids. The record is from RefSeq and is a predicted model, not a curated record.
UCGCGUCCGCGUCAUCCAAUGGCAGAGGCGCCUGUGCCAGGCAUCCAUUCGCUAUCGUAGAAUUUAACUGACACACUGGCUCUUCCUUUGCAGAAUCGGGCACCAGAGACCUUGAGUUUAAAAUCUAAAAUACUUUCGCUCGAUUUUAAGCGGCUAUUCACUAAUGUUAUUGCAUCAAUAAUUCAUUUUUAGUAUUAACCAAUUUUUACCACGGGGAGCAACUGCUAUGGAUGCUCGUUCGGUUUCUGAGGAAAACGCUCAUGUUAUAAUAAUGGAUUCAACAACAGCUGAGCGACCUGCACAGGAAGGCUCUCAAAGUUUCCGCGAGAUCCCGGAGGUGUCCCUGUGUCCCCCGGACAGCCCCGAAACGGAGGGGGAUGACCCCAGCGUCCAUGGCCUCGGAAGCAACCCCUCCCCCUCCCAGCUCUAUCAGCAGGUGCCCCAAGCCUGCCCCCCCCAAUCUCCACACCUGAAGCCGUGCCGCUGCUGCGGGCACCACCAGCCAAUCACAGGCAGCCCCUGCCCCGACCCCGAGCCCACGACAGCCGCAUCCCACCCAGACUGCUCCUUGAGCACAGUGAAAACCGGCCACAGCUGUAGCCCCUCCCACACGUCCUCCUGCCCUAACACCGUGCACUGUCAUUGGCUGCAGGGAUCACAUGACAGUGGAGUUCACCAACCAAUGCAGCACCAUGUGGUAACAGUGAGGCAUGAGGGACUCUACAGGAUUCCUAGGAGCUACUCGCAGCUGAUCGUGGAGUUUCCGCUGGCUGUGCUGGCGGCCCUUGCACUGCUUCUGCUGGGAUGCUCCUUAGCUGGGAUUCUGAUUGGCCCCUUGCCAGACUUCUCAGACCCUCUACUGGGGUUUGAGCCGCGAGGGACAAGCAUCGCCAGCCGACUGUCCGCCUGGGCCAAACUGCAAGCAAACACGGGGCUCGGAAAAGCACUCUCUCUGUCGCCUCAGCAACUGACAGACAGGGCAGCCAGCAGUUAUGGGGAAGCAGCAGGCAGCAGCGUUGGUCAGGAGACCCCAAAACUGCGCCAGCGGAGAAUGCUAGACAGGGACCUGGUUCAGGACACAGCUUUCUGCAGCUCUCCAGGACAGCGCUACGCUCAACUGGUCUUCCGCUCGGGAAACUCCGCCAGUCUGUGGAGCCUGAAGGCCAUCCACUCCAUGUGUGAAAUGGAACAGGCUAGGAUCCGCUCUCAUGCACACUUCCAGGACCUCUGCAAACAAGUCCAGCAUCCUGCAGGUGGGCCGGCAGCAAGGCGCGAGUGCUGUCCCAGCUGGUCUCUGGGGAACUAUCUGGCUGUUCUGAGUAACGCCACUUCUUGCCUGGGUCUGACGGGCCCCCAGGUGUCCGACAGCUUGACCCUGCUCCGCCAGUGCGCUCCCUACUACCACGAUGGAAGCCUGGGUCCAUCCUGCACUGAGAGGGGCAAGCUCUGCGCAUCUGUGCCAGCACAGUGCAAACACUCCAGCACCAUCUACCAAAUACUGCACUACCUGGUUGAUAAGGACUUCCUGGGACCUCAGACUAUAGGCUAUCAGGUCCCAUCACUCAAAUACAGCCUCCUGUUUUUACCUGUAGAGAAGGGCGAUCCCAUGAUGAAAAUAUACUUGGACAACCUAGAGGGCCGUGAUCUCACAUACAGGAAUACCACUAUCACAGGUAUGGACUUAGGCAUCAAAAGAACACUUUUCAAAUAUUAUCUGGCUCGGGACUCCGUCUACCCCGUCCUGGCAGUGGUGAUUCUUUUCCUAACCGUUGCCCUUUACCUUCGUUCCUUUUUCCUGUCAGCUGUAUCUUUGGCGGCUACCAUGGGCGCCCUACUGACCUCCUAUUUCUUCUACAAAGUUGCUUUUCGGCUCACAUUCUUCCCUUUUCUAAACUUUGCUGCAGUUCUGAUCUUACUGGGUGGAUGUUCCAACCAGGCUUUUGCAUUCAUAGACCUAUGGGGCCUCCAGCUAUCCCAGAAACCCCCUGCCUCACUGGAAAAGAGAGUCAACCGAGUUCUUCAAGAAGUGGGGUACCUGAUAUUAGCAUCAGGUCUGACAUCUAGUGCCACAUUCUACUCAGGAUACAUGAGCAGUAUCACGGCCAUCAGGUGCUUCGCAGUGUACCUCGGUACUGCCUCCCUCAUCAGCACCCUCCUGGCUCUGGUUUGGCUGCCCUGCUCUCUGAUUCUUCGUGAGCGCUACACCAUGUCAGCUGCUGCCGCUCCUGCAGGGAAGCCCUGCUGUGCUCUGAGUCCCGGAGGAUUCUGGGAAACCAGCUCACGAAAGAGAUGCCUGUUUAACAUUGCAAGGAAACUGAAAGGGUUGAAACGCGGGCUGUCCGACACCUCGGAUUUGCUCUUUAUAAAAAUCCUGCCGUGUGGAGUAGUGAAAUUCCGCUACAUCUGGAUCUGCUGGUUUGCAGUUCUAGCAGCAGGAGGGACGUACAUCACUUGUGUGGACCCGGGCAUGAAGCUACCAGCCUCAGACAGCAAGGCAACACAGCUGUUCCGCUCCAGCCACCCUUUUGAAAGAUAUGAUGCAGAAUAUCGCCACCAGUUCAUGUUUGAGCGUCAGAAAAGCGGGGAGGACAAACCCAUGACAAUUACUCUUGUUUGGGGUGUUCUACCAACAGACAACGGUGAUCACCUGGACCCCAACAGCAAUGGCUCUUUAGUGCUGGAUCCACAGUUUAACAUGAGCAGGCCUGAGGCCCAGGUGUGGCUGAGAGAGCUGUGUGGGAGGAUCCAAAACCUAAGCUUCUACUCACCAGCAUCAUCAGCAGAGGGAGAGAUGCAGGGUGACAACGUCUGUUUUGUUGAAGAGCUCAUUCACUGGGUAUCUAUCAGACGCUGCUCUGAAAGCGAAGAUGCUUCUACCUUCUGCUGCAAUGCUAUUCCUUUCCCUUAUCUCCCAGAUAUCUUUGAACGAUGUCUAGGCAUGAUGGCAGCAGAGAGAAAUGUAGGAGGGAAAAUGCCCAACACCGCUGGGCCUCGUUUUGACUCAGACGGCCAAGCUGUAGCACUAGUUAUAGAGUUUAAAACCACCCACCAAUACAGUUUCAAUUACAGCCAAGCCACAGAUUUCUACAAGGUGAUCGAGACGUGGUUUACUGAGGAAAUCUCCACUGCUCCGCUGGGACUUCACAAAGGAUGGUUUGUGAGUCAGCUGGCACUUUAUGACCUGCAACAAUGUUUAAGCUCAGAGACCUUAGUGGUCACAGGGUUCUCUGUAGCCUUGACCUUUGCUCUGCUUCUCUUGACCACCUGGAACAUUCCCCUGAGUAUCUAUGGCACUGCUGCAGUUGGAGGGAGUGUUUUUGUCACAGUUGGUCUCCUGGUCUUACUGGAGUGGCAGCUAACAGGCCUGGAGGCUCUCUUCAUUUCUGCUGCUGCUGGUCUGUCCGUUGAUUUUGCUGCCAACUACUGCAUAUCAUACAGCCUGGCCCCGCACUCAGACCGGCUGGGGCGGGUGGCACACUCCCUGAAGAGAAUGGGCUGCCCUGUGGCUACAGGAGCCGGAGCCUAUUUCUGCGUGGGUGUUAUCAUGCUCCCAGCCACCGCACUGCUGUUCCGCAAACUCGGCAUCUUUCUGCUGCUGGUGAAGUGUGUUGCCUGUGGAUUUGCCACUUUCUUUUUCCAGUCACUCUGCUGUUUCUUUGGGCCACAGAAGAACUGCGGACAGAUACUCUGGCCCUGUGCAGCAGCUGGCGGACAGUACACAGGGAAAGGGACUGAAAACAUGCUGUCUCCCUGCUCGGCCGCAGAGAGAUCCUCUAAUUCAGCAGCCAACGGGGCUUUUGGUUGUGGAGGGAGGUCCCGCAUUCGGAGGAGUUUUGGGAAAGGAAGCAGCACAGGUCACCUCUGCCCAGGCCAGCAACGCCACAAACAGAGACCAGCAGGAGGUGGGAGGGAGCCUGAACAGUACGAACUGCAGCCAUUAGCCUGUCAGCUGAGUGACAGCUUUGAGAACAGCACAUGCACAAGCAAGCUGUCCAACAGGCCCUCCGUGCUGUCCGACGACAUCCAGGUCCGUGGCCUAAGCCCCAGGAGAGACUUGGAAAGAAUCAGCAUCAAAGACAGCAGCGAAGAUCUGUCCUGCAGACACCUCAAUAGCUGCAACCCUCCCCCUGCCCUGCAGACCUCCUCUCCAUACAAGGAGAGCAGCGUGCGGCCAACAGGAGGUGCCUGCUCUGACCCCACCCGGGAGCGGCUCUUGUGUAGGAGGUGCCGCAGCCAGUCCGGCGGCAUCAAGCACUGGAACCUGCCCCUGUCCUCCUCCUCCAGCAUGGAGGACAUCAUCGUCAGCAGCCAGCCGCUGGACUCCGGCCACCAGCGUUCGCUCUCCAUGGAGGGGGCCACCAGUAGUCCGUUCGAGCACCACCCACACCGACGCCUCCUGUCCUCACAGUCCCAGAGCUCCUUUGAGGGGCUGGAGGACUCCAAUGAGACCUGCCUGAGUGACAUCGAACCCGGACCCUCCAUCCUGCGGGCUUCUGACGAGGCCGAGGACGAGCUGCAACCAGGCCACCUGAACGGAAAGAGGGACACCCUACGCCUGUCCCUGCGAGAGACAGUGUACGAGGCGUCCUCUAUAGGGGGUGGGAGGGGGAGGAUCAGCCAGGGAGAGCUGCCGGUGAUCCUGCCCAACAGUAAACCUGACCUUCCUGAUGUGUGGAUCAAGAGGGAGGGUCGGAGCGGGGACAUCAGCUGAUAAGGAUUUACAUGAAUCUGCUCCACGAAAGAGGCAUUCCACACUCCACAGCUGGUGCAGUUCCACACUGCAGCCAGGACAGGUGGAUCCCAGCACCAACAGGCAAAAGUUCAAUUAAAAUCAACAGCCAGAAAUGAUUAUACAUUAGAGAAGGUUUGCCUUUCCCUAAUCCUUGCGCUUUCAUAAUCCUUUUUAAUAUCAAGGUACAAUGGUGUUUAGCAGUUAGCAUUCUUUGAUGUCACUUUGAAAUUAUGACUAAACUUGUCAAGCAACUGUAAUAGUUGACUUUCAUACAGGAAAUACUGUUGGUUUUGAUAACACGUACUGAAUAUACUGGUUGCUGCAGUAUAUGUAAAAUACAGAUUUGUCUCUGAUGCACUCCAAGCUGAAAUAUCUGAGAAACACUGAUACUACAACUACAACUUGGAACUUUGGUGUUUUAACUAGUAAAGUGGAUCUGUACAAUUUUCAACAUCCACGUGGAUGGAAUCAAGGAAAGAAGUCGUUAAGGAUUUUGUUUGAAGACAAGAAUAAGACAGAAGACAGAAUAAACUGACACAGUUAUGAAUGAGGGCACUUUGAGUGUGAAAAAUAAGCAAAAGGUUCCUCAGUGGCAGAAGUGUGUGAAUGUCAGUGCCUAACACAGUGUUCUGCUUGCUAUUGCUGAUGCCUACACUGCUACAACAGGCCCCCACUGACCAUCACAAGAGUGGAGCUGUUCACUCGGGAACUGACAAGUGUUAUACAUAAAUGAUACCAUGAGUGUUGUGAGUAAUUAACUGUCAGAUAAUCAUUGAUGUAUUCAUAUUCAAUAAUUCCACUGACAUGAGGGUUGCCUUAAAAGUACUAUCUCCCAUUAUAAAAGAUUUCUGCAGGAAGAUGUGUGGACAAUUAAUAAGAGUGUAACAUUAUUUGCCAAUUCUAUGAGUGUGAGUAUCACUUUAUUUAAAUACAAUCUGGUUAAGAAAAAAACAGCAUGACCUUUAAGGCAACCUUUUGAUGUACUGCAUAAUAACAGCUAACACCAGUGCUAAGACCCUCUACAGGACAUGGAAGGUUUACAGAGGUAAAUAAAAAGCUGUUCCAGGUUGGAGACUAUGGGUGCUUUCACACUAGAGCUUUUGGUGCGGACCCGAGUCCGCUUGAGCUGUUAGUUCGGUUCGUUUUGUUGAUGUGAAAGCUGUUUCUGAACUCAGGUGUGCACCGAGGGACUGUACCCGAGUCCUCCAGAAAACGAGUGUCUGGGAUACGGUUCACUUGAACUCCAGUGCAGUUUGCAUUUGGUGUGAAAGCUAUCUGAUCUAAAACCAGGAAGUAAACGCUAUUUUGCCUCCCUUUUGCGUCGUCGCCUAGCAACAUUGGUAAAUAAAAGCUGCACGUUCCGUACAUGUGGAUGACGUAAACGGACCAGGAUUCACAACCAAAAAAUGUAAUGUGAAAGGAGACCAGUGGGGGCAGGGGGAGGGGGGGAUAAUUGCACUCGAGUUCGGACCAGCAAGACGGACGUGUGGAAACAGCCUAAAUGUGUUUUAAAAGUAACAGUGAGCAAACAGUUGUUUGAUGUCUGUAAACUGUUAAUUUUCUUACUUUCCUCAGACAUGACCAACCUGCUAAGGAUCUACAGAAACAUAUUUGGCCACAAGGUGCCUGGGACAUUCCACUCAUAUUGCCAUAAAAUUGAUGCUGUGUCUUUGAUUUGAAAUAAACAUAUCUCUCAAGGCAUUUCCUUUCUAAAUUUGAAUACCACAAGGUGCCCAAACACAAACUAUAUAUCAGUUCUGACACUACAUGAAAUUGCACAUGGUCUCUGCUGAAGCUUUGGCACUGGAGCUAGAAAUGUUUAUGCAAACAGUGCUGGAGGCUGAAAAGGUCUGUUAGCAGGGGGGGAAAACAGCCUUUUUCCCCUCCCCCUGGCUGCCUGUGGCUUGCCAGCUGCUGGAAAUCUCCCCAUCAUUGCAAUACAGAUUUGUGGUGAGCAAGUGAAAAGUUCCCAAAUCCACUUUACUGUGUGUAAAACACUCUUCAGUAAUAAUGUGUACAGCUAAAGCAAUAGAACAUUUGCCAACCAUAUUGUAGAUCACAGAGUUUGCGGAAUAUCCAAGAUUGAAAUCAACUUGUCUCUGUGUUGUAAUUAUAUGUAUAUCUGUGUACAAAUGUCACUUUAUAUGCAUGUGCCAAAUCAUUGUAACAUUUAAAAUCUUUUUAGAAUGAAUACAUACGACAUAUCCUAAAGUUCUUCUGUACAGCACUGUGGCUAGGCCAGUCUAUAUGUGUUCAACAAAAGCUUGCAAUAGGGUCCUGUCAAAUAAUUUUGGAUAAUGGCUGAGUGAUUGUAUAUACCAUGUUGUACUGUAUUUGAACUCCAAAUUGUUCAUUUAUAAAGACUGAAAUUUUACAACAAUCAAACUGAUACACACAUUCGUGAAUAUGAAAUUUCAUUAUUGCCCCAAGCUUACUUUGUCAAAUUAAACUACCUCAGUUUCCUACAAUGACCCAUCACUCCCAUACAUGAUAAACACAUCCUGUCUAUUCCUUUCAAGAUCUUUCAUGAAAAUACAGCCAUUUACAGCUUUCCUACAAAUGGCAUCCAUAUCCAAUAGGUAUUGGAGUUCAAGUUCAAUACAGGUGAUGCACAAGAAUACACAAUGGAAUUACAACCCAGUAAAACUAGAGUUUAACAGCACACAGACCUGUGUGUCUGCACUGCUGCACUGAGAUCCCAGGACACAGCGCCGCAGUAUCCUACAGUGAACUACAUGGCUGGAACUCUCAGUUUUACUGCAAAAGCUUCCUGUAAGAGCUUUACACAGCAGCAAAUAUGACACGAUCCCAUCAAAUCAAAACUGGCUGAAAAGAUGUACCAAAAUGCUCUGUUGUAUCUAUCAAACACAAUGUCACACAAAGUCAAUGUGGUCGUAAGUGCGUACAAAGGCCCCCAUUGCAGCUUCUGACAUGCUUGCAUUAGUCAGAUUUGAACUCCAAAAUGUUACUUUCACAUUGUUUAAUUUCACAGCAGAGUGGAAUUGGUUUGGUUUGGCCUGAGACUUGGAUGGCACGUGCCUGAACUCAGACUCUGAGAGAAAAUCACUGCCUUAGAAAACUAGUGAAAAUACAAGAACUGACAUCAAGUCUCAGUGCUGUGAAAACUCAGACCCUCCAGUUUACAGGGACUUUCUGCAGCUUGCCACUGUUGCAAGUGACACAAGUUCAUGCUUCUGUUAUACGUUUAAAGAGGGAACGAGGGACAUACUGGGAACCAGAUGCUUCUAUAGAAGAUUUUUUUCAACAAAUUCUCUUUCUGAGUUUGUUUUGAUAUGAUAAUGCUCUGACUGAGAUGUCAAAAUAAAAUGUAUU